GCUAUCCUCUGCUCAUCAGAACAUAACACAGGCCUUACACUAGCAGACGUCCUGUGUAAAGCGGGUUUUAUCACAAUUUAUUGUUCCCGUAAGCGGACAUAGUGACGCUGAAACCGCGCCACUACCAUCUACUUGACGGCAGAGGUUGGGAGGGGGGGGGCAAACCCCUUGCAGGCUAAAGCAAGCUGAUGUAGUGUAGAGUAGGCUGGUAAUCCUCUAUAUUACACACGAGUCUAGUCGAAGAUGGUAGCGGUGUACACCUCCGCCCAGUCUGUUGCAUCCACCGAGUGGAUUGUCUGCCUUGACAAGAGACCAGCAGAACGUUCAGGGGAAGAUGUGGACAUCAUUUUGGCAAGGCUAAAGGGGGUAAAGGCCUUCAAGAAGUUCCACCGCAGCCUCCUGCAGCAGAUUUGUCAGUGUGGCUUCUAUGAAUACCUAGAGAAAGGAAUCACCUUGUAUCGGCAGGGUGAUAUCGGCACAAGCUGGUAUGCUGUUUUAUCUGGCUCACUGGAUGUGAAGGUGUCUGAGACAGCCAACCAUCAGGAUGCAGUAACAAUCUGUACGUUGGGAAUAGGGACAGCUUUUGGAGAGUCCAUCCUGGAUAACACUCCACGACAUGCCACAAUUGUCAGCCGAGAGAACAGUGAACUCCUGCGCAUCGAGCAGAGGGAGUUCAAGACCCUGUGGGAGAAGUACAGGCAGUGCAUGGCAGGUCUGCUGGCCCCUCCUUAUGGGGUGAUGGAGAGUGGAGCUAGCAAUGACCGAAUGCCAGACAAGGAAAAUCUCAGCACAGACCCCUUGAACUUCAUGUCAAAAAAUCUGAACAAGGUUCCAUCAGAGAAGAUUUUGAGGGCAGGGAAGGUUUUGCGUAAUGCUAUUCUGGCCAGAGCUCCCCACAUGAUCAGAGACAGAAAAUACCAUUUGAAAACCUACAGACAGUGUUGUGUGGGCACCGAGCUGGUUGAUUGGCAGCUACAGCAGAGUUCAUGUGUUCACAGUCGUGCCCAUGCAGUUGGAAUGUGGCAGGCAUUGCUGGAGGAAGGAGUUCUUAACCAUGUUGACCAGGAGCUUAACUUCCAAGACAAGUACCUUUUCUAUCGUUUCCUUGAUGAUGAGGAGGAGGAUGCAGAAUUACCUAGUGAAGAUGAGAAACGAGAAGCAGAGGAAGAGUUGCAGGAGACCCUCCUCUUCCUUUCUCAGAUUGGCCCAGAUGCACACAUGCGCAUGAUUCUUCGAAAAGUGCCAGGUCAGAGGACACCUGAAGACCUGGAAAUUAUUUAUGAUGAAAUACUGCACGUCAAAGCCCUCACCCACCUGUCCAACACUGUAAAGCGAGAGCUUGCUGGUGUCUUAAUCUUUGAGUCACAUGCCAAAGCAGGCACUGUUUUGUUUAAUCAGGGUGAGGAAGGCACCUCCUGGUACAUCAUUCAGAAGGGAUCUGUAAAUGUUGUCAUCUAUGGCAAGGGGGUCGUGUGCACACUGCAUGAGGGUGAUGACUUUGGAAAGUUAGCACUGGUUAAUGAUGCCCCACGUGCAGCUUCCAUCGUACUGCGAGAAGACAACUGCCACUUCCUACGAGUAGACAAAGAAGACUUCAACCGCAUUCUCAGGGACGUAGAGGCGAACACAGUCCGUCUGAAGGAACAUGAUAAGGAUGUGUUGGUGCUUCAGAAGAGUCUCCAUCCAUCUACCCAUGGAAAUGUUCCUUCCCAUUUCAAGUACACUGUGAUGUCAGGGACCCCAGAGAAGAUUCUAGAACAUUUGCUUGAGACAAUGCGUCUGGACAUUCAUUUCUCUGACCCAGAUCCUGCUCUGGAUGACUUUGUUCUCAUGCACUGUGUCUUCAUGCCCAACAGCCAGCUGUGCCCAGCCCUCUUGGCCCACUACCACUCUCAGGCGUCCCAAGGUUCAGAGCAAGAGCGCCUGGACUACACUGUGGCCAGUAAGAGACGUGUGCUGAGCCUGGCUCUGCGGUGGGCCACACUGCAAGCCCAUUACCUGCUGGAGGAUGACACUGUGCUCAGUUUUCUGGAGGAGCUAUAUGGAUUUGUUUCCAGUGACGCCAGGGUUUUACGCCCACUUAAGGAACUACUGCCAGAGCUGGAGAAAAUAAUCAGACAGUACCCUGAUGAUGCUCGAACUUCUCAGAAAAAGCAUAAAGUCCUGCUGCGUCAGUUUAGCUCAGGAGAAGAGAGGCUUGCAAAAAAGCAGCCAGUCAGGAGCUUUGAUGACAUACUCCUGAAAGUAUACUGCAGUGAUCACACAUAUACCACCAUCCGAGUUCCUGUGCUGGCAUCUGGGAGAGAGGUGGCAGCAACUGUGGCUGACAAACUGGGAUCCACUGAUGAGCUGCUUCUGAUCAGCCUCAGUGCUUCUGGAGAAAAGCAGAUUCUGAAGCCCAAUGAUGUAUCAGUGUUCCAGUCACUAGGAGUGAAUGGACGUCUGUUUGUUUGUACAAGAGAACAGCUUGAUUCACUGACUCCUCUUCCAGAGCAAGAAGGUCCUUCCACAGGUUCCAUGUCGAGUUUUGAGCUCAUGAGCUCUAAAGACCUGGCCUUUCAGAUGACCCUAUAUGACUGGGAGCUCUUCAGCUGUGUGCAUGAGUAUGAGCUAGUAUAUCAUACAUUUGGGCGGCAGGCAUACCGGCGCUCCACAGCCAACCUGGAGCUGUUCCUUCGUCGCUUCAACCAGGUGCAGCUGUGGGUGGUAACUGAGGUCACCCUGUGUGGCACACUCAGCAAACGGGUGCAGCUGCUUAAGAAGUUCAUCAAGAUCGCUGCCCACUGCAGGGAGUUUAGAAAUCUCAACUCCUUCUUUGCCAUCAUUAUGGGCAUGUGCAAUCCAGCUGUUAGCCGGCUGAGUCAGACAUGGGAGAAGCUACCCAGUAAAUUUAAGAAGUUCUAUGCAGAAUUUGAGAGUCUAUUAGAUCCAUCCAGAAACCACCGUGUGUACCGCCUCACUGUAGCUAAGAUGGAGCCCCCAAUCAUCCCCUUCAUGCCCCUCCUCAUUAAAGACAUGACUUUCACUCAUGAGGGCAACAAGACAUUCACUGAUGGGCUGGUGAACUUUGAGAAAAUGCGUUUGAUUGCUAAUACAAUUCGGGCAGUGAGACACUGCAGGAGCCAGCCCUUCAACAUUGAGGCAUCGCCAGCCAGUAAGAAUCCCCAGGAAGUGCGUAAUUAUGUUCGUCAGCUCUCUGUAAUUGACAACCAGAGGACCCUGUCACAACGAUCCUUCAGACUGGAGCCAAGGCGAACAUAAGAGCCUAAAAGCUGUCAUCUUUUUAAUCUGCUCAUUUGUUCUCUCCAAGAUUUUUUUCUCUCUCCCUGUCACUUGUCCUUCCUCCUCUCUCAGACACACACACAGAAACAUAUCUAUAGCUUAUAUACAGUAUCCACCAUUAGUAAAACUGAACUAUAUAACUGUCAUUUACUGUGUGCACUGCCACUACCAACCAAUCUCUGUGUGUGCUCAAUGUAUGUCAGCAUUCUUAUCCAAGCUUAAGUUUCAAAAAGUGUGUGUAUGUGUGUGUGUGUGUGUGUAUGCACGCACGCACACAUUGUAUGUGGGUGUGAGGGGGUCUGUGUUUACUUCAUAUUGUUAGGACUGCCAGUCAUGUCUAGAGAUUUAGAAGCAAGCUCUGUGCUGGCUGAUAUUAGCCAGCUGAAUUAGCUGAUAUUCAGUUUUGAACAGUCCGUAUAAUUUGUUUGUGUGUGUGCGAGGGUGUGUCUUUCAGUUAUCACAGAUUUAUCACAGUGUGCUAAAAUAAUCUGAGCCAGCCCCAUACUUGGAAUAAGCAGUUAGGUAACUCCACUAGUAGACUAUUUGAGACCAGUGUAUUCCUGUUUUCAGUACUUAGCCCUCUAUCAGAAUACUACUCUGUGGUCAUUAAAAUAUUUUUUGAAAUCCCUUGAGUCCUACUCAAGUGGGCUACAUCAGUAUUCUUGCUCAAGGACUGUUUUAAUUGCUGUUUUUUUUCUGUGCUAGUCACUUACCUCUUGCCGUAGCCUGUAGCAUGUCAUUUUGUAUAUUGGGCUAUAUUUGUAUAUUUUGGUUGACAUCUUUUUUAAUGAAUCUCAAAAUGAUUUUGUUUGUUUUCACUCUGCGUCUCUUAUAAACUGUAGAGUUCUUAAUCUUUUUGGAAUAUAUCUACACUUAUCCUGUAUAUAGUAUAAUCUAAAUAAAUAUGUUGUUCAACUCUG
Molecule: messenger RNA, 4202 nt
Organism: Electrophorus electricus (electric eel)
Lineage: Eukaryota; Metazoa; Chordata; Actinopteri; Gymnotiformes; Gymnotidae
Product: rap guanine nucleotide exchange factor 4-like
Biological process (GO): Ras protein signal transduction
Cellular component (GO): plasma membrane
Molecular function (GO): guanyl-nucleotide exchange factor activity
Source: RefSeq, a predicted model, not a curated record